GCACAAUUAUGGGAGUUCUCUCCCUGAGGAUGAAACAUAGCUGCUGUAGUAACAGCCAAAUCCCAUCUAUCUUCCAACCUCAGAGCUACGAAAAAAAGCAAUAAACUCGAUGACCAAGGCACAGAACUGUUGAAGGUAUCUCUGUGGCUAAUAAAUAAGAAGGCAGAGGGUGGUGGAUUAAGAGUAGGUGUGGAGACGCAAGAAGGACAUGGCUUUUGAGGCAUUGAUUUGGUUUUGCAGGCCGGUGGCUAAUGGGGUGUGGACUAGAGCAGUGGCUAAUGCUUUUGGUGCAUACACACCCUGUGCAACUGAUUCUCUGGUCAUCAGUGUAUCUCACUUGGUGCUAUUGGCUCUGUGCAUCUAUCGAAUAUGGCUGAUCAAGAAGGAUUUCAAAGUCCAACGGUUCUGUCUGAGGUCAAAGUACUAUAAUUAUUUGUUGGCAUUGUUGGCUGGUUAUUCUACUGCUGAGCCACUAUACAGAUUGAUAAUGGGUAUUUCAGUUCUGAAUCUAGAUGGACAGACUGGUCUUGCUCCAUAUGAGAUUGUAUCCCUGAUAAUUGAAGCUCUUACAUGGUGCUCUCUGCUGGUGAUGACUGGAGUGGAAACUAAAGUCUACAUCCGUGAAUCUCGAUGGUUUGUCAGAUUUGCACUUGUUUAUUCUUUGGUAGGGGAUGCAGUGAUGCUCAAUCUCAUUUUCACAGUGAAGGAGUUCUACAAUAGCUCUGUUCUGUAUCAGUAUCUCAGUGAGGUCGUGGUUCAGGGUUUGUUUGGGAUGCUCUUGCUUGUAUACAUCCCUACUUUGGAUCCUUAUCCUAGUUACACACCAAUGAGGGUUGAAUCGGUUGAUGAUACUGAAUAUGAAGAACUUCCUGGAGGAGAGCAAAUAUGUCCUGAGCGGCAUGUCAAUAUAUUUUCCAAAAUAUUCUUUUCAUGGACGAGUCCCCUCAUGAAGUUAGGGUAUAAACGACCUAUUACAGAGAAGGAUGUCUGGAAGUUGGACACAUGGGAUAGGACAGAAACAUUGAAUGAAAAGUUUCAGAAAUGUUGGGCUAAAGAAAUGCGAAGGCCUAAACCAUGGCUUUUAAGAGCAUUGAAUAGUAGCCUUGGGGGAAGGUUUUGGUGGGGAGGUUUCUGGAAGAUUGGCAAUGAUCUCUCCCAGUUUGUGGGGCCACUUAUAUUGAAUCGCCUCUUACAGUCAAUGCAACAAGGUGAUCCAUCUUGGAUUGGUUACAUCUAUGCAUUCUCAAUUUUUGCUGGAGUGGCUCUUGGGGUGUUAUGUGAAGCUCAGUAUUUUCAGAAUGUCAUGCGUGUUGGUUUUCGGUUGAGAUCUACCUUGGUUGCUGCUGUAUUCAGAAAAUCUCUUAGGCUAACCCAUGAAAGUCGUAAGAAAUUCACAUCUGGAAAAAUAACCAACUUGAUGACAACUGAUGCUGAAGCACUGCAGCAAAUAUGCCAAUCACUUCACACUCUGUGGUCAGCUCCCUUUCGUAUUAUUUUUGCAAUGGUUCUCCUUUAUCAGCAGCUAGGUGUUGCUUCACUUCUUGGUGCAUUAAUGCUAGUUCUUUUGUUCCCUGUACAGACAUUGGUUAUAAGCAGAAUGCAGAAACUGUCAAAGGAGGGCUUGCAACGUACUGACAAGAGAAUUGGCCUCAUGAAUGAAAUAUUGGCUGCAAUGGACACUGUAAAAUGCUAUGCUUGGGAAAGCAGCUUCCAUUCUAAAGUUCAUAGUGUUCGUAAUGAUGAAUUAUCAUGGUUCCGCAAAGCAUCACUACUUGGAGCGUGUAAUGGAUUUAUACUAAACAGCAUUCCAGUUGUGGUGACUGUGGUUUCAUUUGCGAUGUUCACUUUUCUUGGGGGUGAUCUGACACCUGCAAGGGCAUUCACAUCUAUUUCACUCUUUGCUGUGCUUCGUUUCCCCCUGUUCAUGCUCCCUAAUAUUAUCACACAGGUUGUGAAUGCAAAUGUGUCACUAAAGCGCCUGGAGGAGCUUUUCUUAGCUGAGGAGAGAGUUCUUCUACCAAACCCUCCCCUCAAUCCUCAACAACCAGCCAUUGAAAUUAAAAAUGGUUAUUUUUCGUGGGAUUCAAAGGCAGAGAGGCCUACAUUGUCUGAUGUCAAUUUGGAUAUACCAGUUGGUGGCCUCAUUGCUGUAGUUGGUAGUACAGGAGAAGGAAAGACAUCGCUUAUCUCAGCAAUGCUUGGGGAACUUCCCUCUAUAUCUAAUGCAAGCGUUAUUAUUAGAGGAACUGUUGCUUAUGUUCCACAAGUUUCAUGGAUUUUCAAUGCAACUGUACGUGACAACAUUUUAUUUGGAUCUCCCUUUGAUUUGGGAAGAUAUGAGAAGGCAAUAGAUGUGACUGCACUGCAACAUGAUCUUGACUUAUUGCCUGGUGGUGAUCUUACAGAGAUCGGUGAAAGGGGAGUGAAUAUCAGUGGUGGGCAGAAGCAAAGGGUUUCUAUGGCUAGGGCUGUUUAUUCCAAUUCAGAUGUAUACAUUUUUGACGACCCCUUGAGUGCCCUGGAUGCACAUGUGGGGAGACUGGUUUUUGAUAAAUGCAUCAAGGGAGAACUGAGAGGGAAAACAAGAGUUCUUGUCACUAACCAGCUGCACUUUCUUUCACAAGUUGAUAGGAUUUUACUGGUUCAUGAUGGAAUGGUGAAAGAGGAGGGAACUUUUGAGGAACUUUCUAACAAUGGCAUACUGUUCCAAAAGCUCAUGGAAAAUGCUGGGAAAAUGGAAGAGUAUGAGGAAGAAAAGGAAGAAGGUGAUGCAGCUGAUAAUAAAGCCUCUAAACCACUUGCUAAUGGGGUAGGGAAUGAUUUGCCAAAAGAUGCAAGCAGUGCCAAUAAAACUAAGGGAGGGAAAUCUGUUCUCAUUAAGCAAGAGGAACGGGAAACAGGAGUUGUCAGUUGGAAAGUUCUAACGAGGUAUAAAAAUGCACUUGGUGGUUUUUGGGUGGUGAUGGGGCUUUUUGCAUGCUAUGUCUCAACUGAAGUUUUACGAGUUUCAAGUAGCACAUGGUUGAGUUCCUGGACAGAUCAAAGCUCUCCAAAGACACAUGGGCCUGGUUACUACAACUUGAUCUAUUCGCUUCUCUCAUUUGGUCAAGUUAUAGUGACAUUAGUAAAUUCAUAUUGGUUGAUCAUAUCAAGUCUCUAUGCUGCGAGAAGAUUGCAUGAUGCCAUACUUACUUCCAUACUUAGAGCUCCAAUGGUCUUUUUCCACACCAACCCACUUGGACGUAUUAUUAAUAGGUUUGCGAAGGAUCUAGGUGACAUUGAUCGGAAUGUUGCUCCUUUUGUCAAUAUGUUUCUUGGACAAGUGUCGCAGCUUCUUUCUACUUUUGUCUUGAUAGGAAUUGUGAGCACUAUGUCCUUGUGGGCCAUAAUGCCACUUUUGGCGCUGUUUUAUGCAGCCUAUUUAUAUUAUCAGAGCACAGCCCGUGAAGUAAAGCGCUUAGAUUCCAUAACGAGAUCACCUGUAUAUGCACAAUUUGGAGAGGCACUGAAUGGCUUGUCAACUAUCCUCCUUGGCAUUAUACCCCAGUCACCAGUUCUUUUCUCAGGAACUGUGAGAUUUAAUCUUGAUCCUUUCAAUGAACACAAUGAUGCUGAUCUUUGGGAGGCCUUGGAGAGGGCACAUUUGAAGGAUGCCAUCCGGAGAAAUUCUCUCGGUCUUGAUGCUGAGGUUUCAGAGGCAGGGGAGAAUUUUAGUGUGGGACAGAGGCAACUUUUAAGUCUUGCUCGUGCAUUGUUGCGGCGAUCAAAGAUCCUUGUUCUUGAUGAAGCAACUGCAGCAGUUGAUGUCAGAACUGAUGCUCUUAUUCAGAAAACCAUUCGGGAAGAGUUCAAAUCAUGUACCAUGCUAAUCAUUGCUCACCGUCUCAAUACCAUUAUUGACUGUGAUCGUAUACUGCUGCUUAAUUCUGGCCGGGUUCUGGAAUAUGAUACUCCAGAGGCAUUGCUGUCCAAAGAAGGAAGUGCUUUCUCCAAGAUGGUGCAGAGCACUGGAGCUGCCAAUGCUCAGUACUUACGUAGUUUAGUACUUGGUGGUGAGGGAGAGAACAAGUUGAGCAGAGAUGAGAAUAACCAAUUGGAGGGACAAAGAAGAUGGCUUGCUUCUUCUCGCUGGGCAGCCGCUGCCCAGUUUGCAAUUGCCGUCAGCCUCACUUCCUCACACAGUGACCUGACAAGGUUAGAAAUUGAAGAUGAGGACAGCAUCCUCAAGAAAACCAAGGAUGCCGUGAUAACUCUUCAGGGAGUCUUGGAAGGAAAACACAACAAAGCAAUCGAAGAGUCUCUGGAUCAAAACCAGAUUUCUAAAGAUGGAUGGUGGUCAGCACUUUACAGAAUGAUUGAAGGUCUUGCUGUGAUGAGCAGACUGGCUCGCAACAGGCUUCACAACUCGGAGUACGGUUUUGAAGACAGAUCAAUUGAUUGGGACCGGGCAGAAAUGUAGGAUGUAGUAUCUCACCAGUUUUUUUGCGUUUGUGUGUUAUCUGGGAUUUGUCUAAAUGUUUCAAUAUCGCAAAUGCUAAUCACGAAAACUUACUAAACUUUUUGUAGUUGUAUAACUCAAAUUACAAAGUUUUGGAUUUUCAAAUCGAUAGUUCAUAUAUUAAUCUAUGUACAAUCGUACAUGAAUCAGUAAAAGAGAAUCAAAACAGCAAAAACACAUUUGUAGGUUCUGGUUUUUUAAGAAAGAAUUACGUUUUCA
Messenger RNA from Rubroshorea leprosula, 4717 nucleotides. Lineage: Eukaryota; Viridiplantae; Streptophyta; Magnoliopsida; Malvales; Dipterocarpaceae. The record is from the annotation of a GenBank genome assembly.